CUGACCUUCAAGUGGAGGAAAUUUAAAACUGUGAAUUAUGUUGACCUUGCUUUGCACUUCAUUACUGAGCUGAAGAAACUCCUGUUUCUUCUAGUAAUUCCUGCAACCAUGGACUGUUUGGUUUUAUUUGUUUGUGACGAAUUAUUUUAUCAUUUAAAAUAGAAACUAUGAAGCGUAAUUUUUCGCUUGUUUGUUAAAUAUUUUGAUGAUUUUUGGAUGAACAUGCAAUGAAUAUUAAUUGGUAGGACUCAUUAAGAAAAUACCGUCGGUAAAGAGAUAAAAUCGUAACAACUGAUCCAAUAAAUCGAAAGUAACGACAUAGUUGACCAAAGCAUUUUGGAUUUUUAUAAACAGUUAGACAUGUUUUGGUAUAAUCACUGAUCAGAGUGUUUGAGACGGCUUAAUACAACUAGUUCCUUUAAGUUUCAACUUCGCUGCAUUUUGAGAGCGAAAUAUGAGAUGUACCAUAUCAGCUACAGUACAAAGAGUGAAAACAAAGGCUUUUACUAAGUCUUUAAUAUGAUGAAACAAUUAAUGCUUUCGGUUGAAGUAUAUUCUGGAAUAAAACUAAAAGAAUGGUCGAAAUCACCAAGCUACCAUGUUCAUAAAGGAAAUCGCAUUUACCUGAACCAGUUAAAGCAUCUGCAUGAUGUAAAACGUCUUACUAUAUUAUAAUAUCCUAUUAUCACUUCGCAGUUCUUAAUAAUUACUUAUUCACGUACUAUUUGUAGUGUUCUUCCACUACAAAUAGUUUUUCAAGCUGACAAUUUGACACUAAUUUCAACCGUGAUGGAUGUAAUACAAUCCCUUGGAAACUUCAGCGAAAAGCUUUAUAGGGAGACUUUGAAAAGAAACGAGGGUUAUUUGUAGAAUACAUUUCUCUCCCCUUUCAAUAUCUAUACUGCCCUCGGAAUGAUCCUCUCUGGAAGUGCAAACAAUACGAAUGCCGAGUUGAUAAAAGCGAUGCAGUUAUCUGAUUGCUUGGAACAGGAAAGAAUCCACAGCGCGAUUGGUAAACUUCUGGCUGAUUUUUCGAAGCCUGAUGAGAGUGUUGAGAUAAUCAUUGAAAAUAGAUUCUAUGUAAAUGAGGAUGUGCAAAUUGAGAAACGAUUUAGAAAUAUCAUCAACCAGCAUUACAAUGCACUGACUGAGCAUGUGAGUAUGAAUUCGGCCGUAUCAAAGUUUGUGUAGGUUGCGUUUCAUAGAGAUCCUGAAUGUGCUCGAAAUCGAAUUAAUCAGUAGGUUAGUGAACAGACCAACGGAACAAUCCAGGAACUGAUCCCACGUGUGGCUUUAUUGCAAGAAACGUCAGCUGUUGUGCUAUCCACUACAUACUUUGAAGAUUGAUGAGGAAGGUGUCGUAGCUGCUGCAGCAACGGUGUAUAUGCUCGAUGGAUGUGACUCUGAAUCUCCCGAAUCUGAGGUAGAAUUUCGUGUUGAUCAUUCAUUCUUCGUUUCGACUAUCUGGAAUAAUACUCUACCAAUAUUUCUGGGACACGUUACGACUCCAGUGAAUGACUAGUGUGGUAUGAUAUACGAAGAAACCUUCCAGAACAAUGAUUUUUGUGCUUACUAAAUUAUAUCAAACUGCAUAUUUUGAACUUCACUAUUCCUUGACUAAUGAAUAACAAGUAAUUUUAAAAAACGGUGAUAAUUUUAUCUAUACACCAUCACAAGUGCUCUCUAUAUUUAAUCAGUGUUCUGACAAACGUAUUCUUAUGUGUAUUCCUUUAAA
Messenger RNA from Schistosoma guineensis, 1735 nucleotides. The record is from the annotation of a GenBank genome assembly. NCBI's taxonomy places the organism in Eukaryota, Metazoa, Platyhelminthes, Trematoda, Strigeidida, Schistosomatidae.